Nyctereutes procyonoides (raccoon dog) is the source of this 950-nucleotide messenger RNA. It is a transcript of the gene AMTN, whose product is annotated as amelotin. Lineage: Eukaryota; Metazoa; Chordata; Mammalia; Carnivora; Canidae. The record is from RefSeq and is a predicted model, not a curated record. The transcript is spliced from 9 exons. Bases 90 to 725 code for a protein of 211 amino acids. Gene Ontology annotation, biological process: odontogenesis of dentin-containing tooth; positive regulation of enamel mineralization. Gene Ontology annotation, cellular component: basement membrane; cell-cell junction.
CACCAAGAAACUGGAGAAAUCAACUGGACUUUGAAUAUCAUUUCACCUGUACAUUUUGCCAAGUGGAGAGAAAGGUAGCAUUUUGAAACAUGAAGACUAUGAUUCUACUACUUUAUCUUCUAGGAUCAACUCAGUCAUUACCGGCACAGCUCAACCCUGCUUUGGGACUUCCUCCAACGAAACUGACUCCACACCAGGCAACACUGCUAAACCAGCAACAGCCAAAUCAGGUCUUCCCCUCUUUAAGUCUAAUACCACUGACACAGAUGUUCACGCUGGCAUCAGAUCUGCAGCUGCUAAAUCCUGCUGCAGGGAUGGCUUCUGGUACCCAGACACUCCCACUCAGCCUGGGGGUAUUGAACACACAACAGCAGCUGCAACCCCAAAUGUUACCAGUUAUUGUAGCACACCUUGGAGCCCAUGGAGCUAUCCUGAGCUCAGAGGAAUUGCCAGGGUCCCCACAAAUCUUCACAGGCCUCAUUUUUCAGCCACUGUUUCCUGGAGCCAUCCUGCCUACCAGUCCAGCUAAUCCAGAUGCCCAGAAUGGAAUCCUUCCUGCAGGGCAAGCAGGAGGGAAUCCUGCCAUCCAGGGAACCCCGGAGAGCUUCUCCACAACUCCCAGCGACACAGAUGAUGACUUUGGAGUGACCGCCCCUGCAGGCAUCCAAAGGGGCACACACACUACCCAGGAAACCACCAGUGGGCCACCAAAUGGAACUCAGUAAGCUGUUUUGAAUUUUUUCAACUAAGCUGCCUGAAAUGUGGUGAUACAUGCAAAUAGAUGGAGACACACUAGAGACUGUCAGAAGAAACUCUUAGUUUACCUAACUUUCUUGAAAUUUCAGAAAACAUAUUUCUCAGAAUAUGUUCAGAAGAGAAUAAUGACUUCUGGAAAAAAAAAUUGAAUGGAUACAUUUGCUAUGCUACCUUGGACCUGGAAGAUAUACAUA